AUGUGUCAGGAAUUGUUGGAAAUCCCGAUAGCCGAGGACAAGCACGAGUCGCGCAUAGCUACGUUGAGAGCUCUCGCGAACAGGCAUCAAAGGAUCAUUGCAUUCGCGGACAGUGUUGAGAAUGUGUUCUGCUAUGCGGGGCUGAUGCAGUUUCUCACAAAUACGCUCGUUAUUUGUUUUUUAGGAUUCUUGAUUGUGACCUCGCACGAUUCCAACGAGGUGCUGAUGAAGGCCAUUUCUUAUUACGUCGUUGUGAACGUAGAAGCGUUUGUGCUUUGUUACACCGGCGAAUACCUCAGCUCGAAGAUCUAUCGUGAAACAUUAUUUCUGAGCAAGUCUAUAAGUCAGUCCGCAUAUGCGUCACUUUGGUACGAAUUAAGGCCUACUGAGAGUAGAAUUCUGAAGCUGCUGAUACUGAGAUCUCAGAAGCAACCGGCACUAACAGCCGGGAAAUUUGUAGAUUUAUCUCUGGAGAGUUUCGCAAGCAUCCUGAAGGCCUCUGCGUCUUACAUGUCGGUGUUACGCGCCAUGUAUUAA
Molecule: messenger RNA, 537 nt
Organism: Dinoponera quadriceps
Lineage: Eukaryota; Metazoa; Arthropoda; Insecta; Hymenoptera; Formicidae
Product: odorant receptor 30a-like
Exons: 4
Coding region: 1-537 (178 amino acids)
Biological process (GO): sensory perception of smell; detection of chemical stimulus involved in sensory perception of smell
Cellular component (GO): plasma membrane
Molecular function (GO): odorant binding; olfactory receptor activity
Source: RefSeq, a predicted model, not a curated record